AUGACUGCGACAACCGAGCUUCAUCCCAACCCUUCACCCUCGCCUGCUGGGGAUGUGCCAUCCGUGGCUUUUACCCUCGAGCAUGGCGAGGUCACUGCCGCACUGUCUGUGAGUAGUGCUGUGGCCACCACACUGCAGCCCUACCGCGCCAGCUGGCUGGCCGACGACACCAUCUCUCCCCUCAGUCUAACGCUGUCCUUCCUCGGCCAUUUGACCCGCCAAAAGGCCCCUUUAUCAGCAGUCCAGACCGCUGUGAGGGCCUUUGAAACUCAGUAUCUCGGAGGCAUUGACAUCCACACGGCUGUCACUAUCCUGCCAGACGCCCUUGGUGCCAAAAAGACUGCCCUGCGAGAUUACUAUGCCGCCGCAGCCUAUACCGGUCAGCCCUUAUCCAACUCACCCAGUGCCUUGUUCAAAUCCGCCCAGACAGGCACCUCACGCAUCACAACAAUCUUUGGCGGCCAAGGAACGGCCAAUCCAUCGUGUGUGCGCGAGUUACGGUCUCUCUAUACCACCUACCGCCCCAUACUCACUCAGCUCAUGCAAGAAUGUGGCCCUGUCCUGUCCUCUCUGUCCCAGCGCCCGGACACACAGUCCUACUUUCGCGGUCGUAUUAUCGACUUGAAUUCCUGGCUGGCCGGCGCAACAACCCUCAAUGAGGACUUUGUCAGCGCUGCGCCUGUCAGCCUGCCCAUUCUAGGACUCUUCGACCUGGCCCACUACUGCGUCAUCUCCAGUGUUUUGGGUCAGACCCCCGGGCAAGUGGCUACUUCGAUGCAUGCCAUCUCUGGCCAUUCCCAGGGCAUUGUUGUUGCCGCUGCUGUGGCUCGUGCCGACUCGUGGACAUCGUUCUACGACAACGCCCGGCUGGCUGUCGAGCUGCUGUUCUGGAUUGGCUUUGAGAGUCACCAAGAUGCGCCUCAGUUGUUCAUCGCGCCCGACCUUGUUGAGCAAACCAAGGAACAAGGGCAUGGAGUUCCUUCGCCAAUGCUCUCCGUGCGAGGACUUGAGCGGCCAGCACUGGAAAAGCUUCUCGCCCAGUGUAAUCAGGUUCUCCCUGAGUCGCGCCAGCUGCAUAUCGCCCUCAUUAAUGCCCGCACAAACCACAUCGUCGCUGGUCCUGCAGCGUCACUGUGCGGUCUCAGUCAUAUUCUCGCCGAGCUGCAAGCCGCUGGGGAGAAGGAUCAGACUCGCAUCCCCUUCAGCCAACGCAAGCCCGCCGUCACGCACUCCUUCCUCCCCAUCAGCACUCCUUUCCAUACCCCCUACCUGCAGGCAGCCUCCCAGCGCAUUAAGGAGCGGCUUGCCGAUCGCGCAUUUUCCGCAGACCAGCUACAAGUUCCUGUCUUGCACACCGCGACGGGUGAGGAUCUACGAGUUAACCCUCAGUCCAAUGUCAUUGAAGCCCUCGUGGAUGCGAUCACCACCGAGCCCGUUGACUUCCCCCGUCUGUUGGCCGACGCAACCACCACCCACUUUCUCGUUCUCGGGGCUGGUCGCCUCAGCGAAUUAGUCAAGCAAAUCAGACAAGGGUAUGGCCAGCAGAUCAUCGCCGCCAGCGAGCUCAAGCCUUCCAGUGCCGACAUCGGUAGCCAGGCUGACCUCUUUGCACCAACCCUCCGCCCGGCUCCUUCAUCCUGGGCGGACGCCUAUCAACCUCGCCUGGUGCAAACAGCCAACGGCCGGUUGAUCCUCGAUACGAAACUCAGUCGCCUGCUGCAGGUACCCCCGAUCAUCACCGCGGGUAUGACGCCCACUACCGUGCCCUGGGACUUCGUGGCAGCUGUCAUCAACGCUGGUUAUUUUAUCGAGCUGGCCGGCGGAGGCUACCACACCGAAGACGAGAUGCGGGUCGCCAUCGAGAAGAUCGCUGCCGCCAUUCCUCCUGGCCGCGGCAUUACCUGCAAUCUCAUCUACGUCAAUCCCAAGGCGAUCGCCUGGCAGACACGGCUGAUCCGCAAGCUCAUCCGCCAAGGAGUACCCAUUGAUGGGCUUACUAUCGGUGCCGGUGUGCCGUCGCUCGAGGUUGCUCGCGAGUACAUCGACGACCUUGGCAUCAAGCACAUCUCCUUCAAGCCUGGAUCGGUCGAUGCCAUCAACGCUGUGCUGCAGAUCGCUGAUGACCGACCCGACUUCCCCAUCGGGCUCCAGUGGACCGGUGGCCGGGGAGGCGGCCAUCACUCGUAUGAGGACUUCCACGCGCCCAUCCUGGCCACCUACGCGGAAAUUCGCAAGCGUGACAACAUCUGCCUCGUUGCCGGCAGUGGAUUUGGUGCUGGAGAUGAUACCUACCCUUACCUGACCGGCCAGUGGUCAGUUGCUCGGGGCUACCCCGCCAUGCCGUUUGACGGUAUUUUGUUGGGCAGCCGCAUGAUGCUCUGUCGCGAAGCCCACACCAGUCCAGCAGUAAAGCAGCUGCUCGCCACCACACCUGGUGUUCCUGAUGGCGAGUGGGAGAAGAGCUACAAAGGCAGCGCUGGCGGCAUCAUUACAGUUCGAUCGGAAAUGGGCCAGCCCAUCCACAAGGUGGCCACGCGAGGAGUCCGGCUGUGGGCCGACUUUGACCAGACGCUGUUCCGCCACCCUCGUCCGAAGAUGGUGGAGGAGCUGGCCAAGCGCAAGACUGAAAUCAUUGCCCGGCUGAACAAGGAUUAUGCCAAACCCUGGUUUGGUCAGGAUGCCCGUGGACAGCCGAUUGACCUGGCAGACAUGACUUAUGCCGGAGUGCUGGCCCGCAUGGUUGAGCUGAUGUAUGUGGCCCAUCAGCAGCGCUGGAUCCAUCCGUCAUACCAGCGCCUGGUGUCAGAUGUGGCGGUACGCACCCUCGAACGUGUCGCUCCGUCCGUGGAACUGAGCCUCGAUCUGCUGGAUGCACCAGCUACUUUCCUGCAGGUGCUGUCCGAGAAGUGUCCAGCUGCUGCCACGCAACGCCUGCAUCCCGACGAUGCGGCUUUCUUCCUGCGGCGCUGCCAGGCGCGUGGCCAGAAGCCUGUCAAUUUCAUUCCGAUUCUGGACGAGAACUUCGAAACAUGGUUCAAGAAGGAUUCGUUGUGGCAGUCAGAGGACCUGGAGGCCGUCGUAGGGCAGGAUCCUGAGCGCGUGUGCAUCUUGCAUGGCCCUGUCGCCGUCCGCUAUGCCACCGACAAGGACGAGUCAGCCCAGGAGAUCCUCGACGGCAUCGCGACCACUCAUACCCACGCGGCGCUGCAGGACUUUUACCAGGGUGAUCUCCAACGAGUGCCUAAAGUCGUUGAUGCAACUGCCGCCACCUCCCAUACCCAGCCCGAAUCUUCGUAUGAUGUGAGCUCCCUGGAUCUGGUGACAGACAACUCUUUUAGCUGGGUACGUGACCUUCUCGAGACGCCUACUAUCAUCCGCGAAGGCAUCCGCAAGAAGAACCCAUUCCGCAGCAUCCUGGCCGUAAAGCCAGGUCAGAAGCUGGUCGUCAAUCACGCGGAGCAGCGCAUCGUACUCUGUGAGAGGAGCACGGAACAGCCAGUGAUCAGCAUUCAAAGCGAUGGUACCCGGACCAUUUCUGUGGACCUUCAUCAGCCCAGCAGCUUUACCGCUGCCCCUGCAGUCCUCUCACUCCAGUACAAGGCUCGUUCCACUGGACUCUCUCCGGCGCUGGAGGAGGUUGUAGACGGACGCAAUGACCGCAUCAAGACCUUCUACCGCAACCUUUGGCUGGGAGAGGCGACAGACCCUACCAAGGAUAGCCACUCCACCUUCCACGGACCUGAGAUAACCCUCACUCGCGACCUGCUCGAGGACAUGUACCGGACUUUGGGUCUUUCGCCGACGGGCAUCCGACCGCAAUCUCUGCCCAUGGACAUUGCCAUUGUGAUCGCCUGGGAACCGCUGGUCGAGCCGCUUGUCUGCGCGGGAGUUGAAGGGGAUCUGCUGCGACUCGUGCACCGCUCCAACGACAUUGACUAUGUGCCCUCCGCUACACCUUUCCAGGUCGGCGAUGUCCUGCGCUCGAGUAGCCAGAUCCAGUCCAUCACCAUUGAGCCGACGGGCAAGUCGAUCGUUGUGAAGGCCACCAUUGAGCGGGCCGGAGGACCCAUCGCCUUCGUCACCUCCACCUUCUUUAUGCGCGGCACCUACACCGACUAUGCCUCCUGCUUUGAACGCAUCACCGAACCGGAGACCAUGCUCGAGGUCUCUACUCCCGUAGAUGAGGAGCUGCUGCGAUCCCGACCGUGGCUUCAGUUGGAUGAACCCACGACCCCGCUCGUCGGCAAGACGCUCUGCUUCCGACUGGAGACAUCCAUCGACUGGAAGGAUCAAACGACCUUCCAGACACUUCAAACGAGCGGUACUGUCUCCCUCCGCUCCUGGAACGGCAAGCAAACGCCCAUCGGUCGGGUCUCCUUCGAAGCUCGCGACGGCAAGGCCAAUCCGGUGUCGGACUUCCUACGUCGACGUGGUCAGCCACUGGUCGCUCGCAAGCCGCUUGAGGUCACUCAAGAGCUAAACCAGGCCUCGGAGGGCGUGCAGAUUCCCGCAUCCAACGCGGGCUACAGUACCUUCUCCAAGGACUUCAAUCCCAUUCACAUCUCGUCUGAGUUUGCACAGUAUGUUGAGUUGCCUGGCACUAUCACUCAUGGCAUGUACACGUCAGCUGUGGUACGCGCAGUCGCUGAGCGCUGUGCGGCGCAGGGUGAUCUUACACGUUUCCGCCGUUGGGCCUGCUCGUUUGUCGGCAUGGUGCUGCCGAGCGAUCAGCUGGAAGUGCGCGUACAGCACGUCGCUAUGAUUGAGGGACGAUUGCUGCUGAACGUGACGGCCGUCAAGGCUGGGACAGAUGAAGCGGUCAUCCAGGCGGAGGCCGAGGUGGAUCAGCCCUCGACGGUGUAUGUCUUUACCGGACAGGGCAGCCAGUCGCCAGGCAUGGGGAUGAGCCUGUACAAAUCCAGUGCGGCUGCCCGGGCCAUCUGGGACGCAGCGGACAAGUUCUUCAUUGAGACCUACGGAUGGUCGGUUCUUGAGCUCGUCCGCCAGAAUCCAACAGCUUUGACGGUGCACUUCCGGGGCAAACGCGGACGUCAGAUCAAGGCCAACUAUAUGGCCAUGACUAUCGAUGCAUACAGGGCCGAUGGAACGUUGGUGAAGGAGCCCAUCCUUCCGGAACUCACGCCCAAGUCCACUUCAUACACAUUUGCGGAUCCGCGCGGUUUGGUGUUCUCGACGCAGUUUGCACAGCCUCUGGUCUUGUUGUUGGAGCGCGCGGCAGUCGAGGAUCUCCGCCAGCGGGGAGUAGUUCAGGGGGAUGCUGCGUUUGCAGGACACUCCCUGGGCGAAUAUGGAGCAUUGGCAUCGUUUGGCGAGUUUAUGCCCUUCACGGAUCUCCUGCGCGUGGUGUUCUAUCGGGGUUUGGCCAUGCAGGUGGCCAUUGAGCGCGAUGAUCAGGGACGGACGAACUUUUCCAUGGCGGCGGUGAAUCCGGCUCGUGUGGGCAAGUUCUUCACGGAGAAGGCAUUGCGGCAGAUUGUGACACAGAUCGCUACGACAACGCACGCCCUGCUCGAGAUUGUCAACUUCAAUGUCGAUGGCGAGCAAUAUGUGUGUGCUGGGACGCUCGAGAACCUCCAUGCCCUGGCCGCCAUCACCGACACUAUUGCGCGGUCUCCUACUGGGGCUGCUCUCGCACGCGAAUUUACCGACGCUACCACGAUCGGUAAUGCAGACCUUGCAUCAACGAAGCUGGUAGAGCAAUGCAUUGCGGAAGCACGCCAACUCCCCGCGCCAGUGACCUUGAAGCGCAGCCUCGCGACAAUUCCCCUGCAGGGCAUCGACGUGCCCUUCCACUCGGCACAUCUGCGACCGGGAGUGGCAUCGUAUCGCAACUUCUUGGAGGAACGUAUUCCCAAGACUGAGGUGGAUCCGCAGAAGCUGGUGGGCAAGUGGAUUCCCAAUGUAAUGGGGACGCCGUUCUCGCUUAGUCGGGAGUAUGUCGAGGGGGUGUAUGGGCUGACGCAGAGUCCGAUCUUGAAGGAGGUGCUAGCAAGAUAG
Molecule: messenger RNA, 6018 nt
Organism: Aspergillus niger
Lineage: Eukaryota; Fungi; Ascomycota; Eurotiomycetes; Eurotiales; Aspergillaceae
Exons: 4
Coding region: 1-6018 (2005 amino acids)
Biological process (GO): long-chain fatty acid biosynthetic process
Cellular component (GO): fatty acid synthase complex
Molecular function (GO): enoyl-[acyl-carrier-protein] reductase (NADH) activity; [acyl-carrier-protein] S-acetyltransferase activity; [acyl-carrier-protein] S-malonyltransferase activity
Source: RefSeq, a predicted model, not a curated record